GUGUUUGUAUUGACCGAAGCUAAGCUAACCUGAUGACUGAGAUGUUCCUCAUGCCUUCCAGGGUCUUCAGGUCUGGCUGGCUUCCCAGGAAAUCCAGGAAUACCAGGGAUCAACGGACACGAUGGCCCUCCAGGUGCAAUCGGUAUCCCAGGGUGCAACGGAACUAAAGGAGAAGCAGGCAGAGCUGGAACUGACGGCUUCCCUGGUCUUCAAGGCCCGCCGGGUAUUCCUGGGAUCACAGGCAUGAAGGGAGACCCCGGUGGAGUGAUCGGCAUCGUUCCAGUGAAAGGAGACCGAGGGUUCCAUGGAAUACCCGGACUUCCUGGAAAAAACGGCCCCCCCGGACCCAUCGGCCCUGACGGCCCCCAUGGAUACGAAGGCCCCAGGGGGGAGGCUGGCCCCCCAGGCCCUCAGGGAGAGAAGGGCGACCGGCUGUCCUUCCAGAGUGAGAAAGGCGACCAGGGGGAACGAGGGUUCCGUGGUCCGCCGGGCCCCCCCGGUCCCCUAGGGGAAAGACAGGAGGGAUCUGGAACCACCGAAUACGUCCCUGGAAACCCGGGAGAAAGAGGACCACGUGGCGAUCAAGGAGAAAAAGGGUACUGCUCGCCAUUCAUGACCGGGGUGAAAGGGGAACCGGGCCCCCCGGGAGCCAGGGGCAAAAAUGGAAAAGAUGGAGAUGGAGGGCCGAGGGGAGAGAGGGGCUUCACUGGAACCGUUGGACCCAGCGGGUUCCAGGGUGAAAAGGGUGAAAAGGGACCACCAGGAUCCGGUAUUGGGCUGUCUGGACCUCCAGGACCGCCUGGUCUCCCUGGACAGCAGGGAGAGAAGGGUUUCACUGGUCCCCAUGGAGACGCUGGGCCUCCAGGCCGGAAUUCCGAAGGCCCUAAAGGAGACCAGGGGAACAAGGGAGACGCGGGACCGCCGGGAGACCGGGGCCUGGAGGGGGAGUCUCUCCGCGGACCCCCUGGAGAGGACGGGCAGCCCGGCCCCCGCGGGCUCCCAGGACCCCCCAUCGACCCCGUUCUGUGCGAUGUGGAGAAAGGCGCCCCCGGGCCCCCAGGACCCAUCGGCCUUCGAGGAGAGUUUGGACAAAAAGGUGAGAAUGGAGAGACCUGCGUUCAGUGUGAGGCCAACGGACCCCCCGGAACCCCCGGCCCCUUAGGGCCCAAAGGGGUACAAGGGUUCCCUGGGCUGGCCGGCGCUAAAGGAGAGAAGGGCUCGUCUGGUCCUCCUGGUUCCACUGGAAGCUUCGGUGUUGGCGGCAGCCCGGGCCUGAUGGGGGCCCCGGGGGCAGUGGGAGAACCAGGCGACGUCUUUGUGGCCCCUGGGCUGAAGGGGGACCGGGGGCUCCCUGGGGCCUUUGGCUCCGCAGGCCUGCCAGGUGUGGACGGGUUUCCAGGGAAGGACGGCUUCCCGGGUUCCGUCGGCCCCAAAGGAGAACCGGCAAGAGAGGGAAUCAAGGGAGACCGGGGUCUGGACGGGGACCACGGGGCCUCAGGGCCGCAGGGAGAGAGAGGCCCUCCUGGGAUCCCUGGGGUGGGGCUGCCGGGGGAGACCGGAGGCAAGGGCGUGCCCGGGACCCCAGGAAGACCAGGCACACCUGGGCAGCCAGGCCUGAAAGGAGAAGCUGGUAAAGGAGUGAGCGCCCCAGGACCUCAGGGGACCACCGGACUCAGAGGACAGCAGGGCAUCCCGGGACUACAAGGUGAACGGGGAGUGAGCGGAGGCCCGGGGCCGCCAGGGUUUCCCGGAGGGAAGGGUGACCACGGACUUCCGGGGAUCGGACUUCCUGGCAUUCCCGGCCCCAAAGGAUAUUCCGGAGUCCCAGGAGCCCCAGGAGUUCCUGGAGAGGCAGGAAAACCAGGGCAUGACGGAGCCACAGGGCAAUCCGGGGGGCCUGGUCAGAAGGGCGACCCUGGCCGGGGUCUACCGGGCCCUAAGGGGUCUCAGGGGCCUGCAGGGGGGCCUGGGUUCCCCGGGACGAAAGGGACCGUUGGUCUCACGGGGGUCCCAGGGCUGGAGGGGCCCGCAGGACCACCGGGAGCUCAGGGGGUCGAAGGUACCCCCGGCCCCCCCGGGCUCUCAGGACGGGUCGGCCCACCGGGAGAACCAGGAGCAGGUCUGCCUGGGGGCCCCGGCCCCCAUGGGCCCCAAGGAGAGCCUGGACCAUUUGGUCAUAGCGGGGAGAAGGGGGAGAAGGGGUUCCCCGGGCCCCCCGGUCUCGACAUGCCCGGGCCCCAGGGGGAGAAGGGCCUGCCAGGGUUCCCCGGCCAGGCGGGGGGGACAGGGUUUUCGGGGCUACCAGGACAGCCGGGCAGGGCGGGGCUCACGGGAGACCACGGUCCAAAGGGAGAGAUGGGCGUCAUGGGAACGCCGGGCGCCCCUGGGAGCUCCGGACCCGUUGGCAACCCCGGGUUCCCCGGUCUUCGAGGUGACCCGGGUCUGGGCGGCCCGCGGGGGGACUUCGGCGUGACCGGACCUAAGGGAGGGAGAGGAGACCGGGGGCUCCAAGGCCCGCCCGGGAACAUGAGCGAGGUGGACAUGGAGCACAUGAAGGGGGAGAAGGGGGACCUCGGGGUCACAGGUGACCCUGGCUUCACGGGCCAGAAGGGCUUCCAAGGUCAGACCGGAGACCCUGGGGUCCCAGGGAAAGACGGAGAGUCCGGUUCACCCGGACAGCCAGGGGAGAAAGGAGACCCAGGAUAUCCUGGAGAGCCUGGGAAUACCGGCUUUCCUGGACAGAAAGGCACACUUGGACCCAUGGGAAUACCAGGUCCGGUGGGUCCUAAGGGCACCAAGGGGGGCAUCGGGACCCCGGGCCACCCCGGGUUCAGAGGGACCGACGGGCUGAAGGGAGACAAGGGGGAGGUGGGGGAGGCCGGCAUCGGAGUCCCGGGACCCCCCGGGGAGAAGGGUCCAGUGGGCCAGGCUGGGUUCCCAGGGAGCUCUGGAGAGAAGGGUUUGAAGGGGGGCAUGGGGGAGCCGGGCAUGCCGGGACGGCCCGGGACCAAAGGAGGGCUCGGGAACAUCGGUUACCCAGGUCAGCCCGGCACACCGGGGAAUAAGGGGCUCCCAGGCCUUUCCGGGUCUGAAGGAACUCCUGGUGUGGAGGGCCGAACAGGUGAACCUGGGCUCCAGGGCCCCCCAGGGGCCACCGGGGAUAAAGGACAGGCGGGAGUGGACGGGAUCCCGGGGUCAUCCGGAGAGAGAGGGGAGCCGGGUACUCCUGGAAGAGGAUUCCCGGGAUCGGUGGGAGGGGCCGGCGGCAAGGGUGAUGCGGGCAGUCCCGGGUUCCCCGGCACCCCAGGCCACCCAGGCGUUCCCGGGACCAAGGGCAACAAGGGCCUCCACGGCCCCCACGGGACCCCCGGAGAGCCCGGGCUCAGGGGCCUUCCCGGAGCGUCGCUGGAGGGCCCCAAAGGAGAACGCGGAGAGCUGGGAAUCCCCGGAGAAUCAGGAGCCAACGGGGCCCCCGGACCUGGGGGCCUGCCAGGCAGGGAGGCACCCAAGGGAGACAAGGGAGACCAAGGCUUCAUCGGACUGCAGGGGGAGGAAGGGACCAAAGGGGAGCACGGGAACACCGGACUCCCGGGACAAGUGGGCCUUCCAGGUGUGGACGGACUGCAGGGGGAGAAGGGGUUCCAGGGCCCACCUGGGUUCCCAGGUAUGAAGGGGGAGAUCGGGUCACUCGGGUUCCAAGGAGAGUUGGGAGACCGGGGCUUCCAGGGAGAGAAGGGUACGGUGGGCCCCUCCGGCCCCCCAGGCCCCCACACCUUAAUCAAGGGGGACUCCGGGUUCCCGGGGGACCAGGGCCCUCCAGGCCCCCAGGGGCCCAGCGGCUACAGCGGGCAGAAGGGGCUGCAGGGUAUGACCGGCCACACGGGGCCCAAAGGAGACGACGGCCAGCACGGCUACAACGGCCAGUCGGGGGCCAAGGGGGAGCCGGGGCUGACGGGGCCCACAGGUCCCAGGGGAUACCCGGGCCCCCCGGGGCCCGACGGGACCCCCGGUCUGCUGGGGCCGCCCGGGACGGCCUCCAUGGAGCACGGGUUCCUGGUGACCCGCCACAGCCAGAGCGUGGAGGUCCCCGGGUGCCCCGAAGGCACCCGGCCCAUCUACGAGGGGUACUCCCUGCUCUACGUCCAGGGCAACGAGAGGUCCCACGGCCAGGACCUAGGUACCGCAGGGAGCUGUCUGAGGAAGUUCAGCCCCAUGCCCUUCCUCUUCUGCAACAUCAACAACGUCUGUAACUUCGCCUCCCGUAACGACUACUCCUACUGGCUGACCUCGCCCGAGCCCAUGCCCAUGAGCAUGGCACCAAUCACCGGCCAGAGCAUCAAACCCUUCAUCAGCAGGUGUGCUGUGUGCGAGGCCCCAGCCAUGGUGAUCGCGGUCCACAGCCAGACCAUCAUGAUCCCGGCCUGCCCCCACGGCUGGGACUCCCUCUGGAUCGGCUACUCCUUUGUCAUGCACACCAGUGCGGGCUCCGAGGGCUCGGGCCAGGCCCUGGCGUCGCCGGGCUCCUGCCUGGAGGAGUUCCGCUCCGCUCCGUUCAUCGAGUGCCACGGCCGCGGGACCUGUAACUACUACGCCAACUCCUACAGCUUCUGGCUGGCCACCAUCGAGGACCAGGACAUGUUCACGAAACCCGUUCCAGCGACGCUGAAAGCUGGGAACCUCCGAACCUACAUCAGCCGCUGUCAGGUGUGCAUGAAGAGGACAUGAGGAGGAAGCCUCACCGUCCAAUCACAGCCCGGCCCGCCCCCUCCCAGGGGGAUGGACUUCCUGUUUGAGUCUUCUUUUGUUUUUGUCCAAAACAAAGGAUGGUGCUAAUCCCCCCCCCCCCCCCCCCAAACACCCCGCCUUGUUGUUUGAUUGUGCAGAAGGACAGAGACGUCAGUCGGACAGACGGAUUACACACACAGACACACACACACACACACACAACCACACACACACACACACACACACACACACACACACACACACACACACACACACACACACACACACACACACACACACACACACAAACAGCAAGUGACCAAAAACAUAAAAACUUGCUGGUCUCCGCUCCCUCUGCGGAAUGCCGAUAGGACGGCUCCCUGUUGACCUACUCCCUGAGUACCCCCCCCCCCCCCCCCCCCACCUGACCCCCCUGACCCCACCUGAAUAAGGGGCUAGGGGGCGUUGGGUGCUGUCUGCACCAGCUCAUGAGCGUAUUGAUAGCCAGACGUUUAUUAUCACACCUAGUAUCGUAUUGUAUGUUAACACUUACUAAUGUUAGCGGAUGGAAGCUACCACUGGUCCGCCAGGUCACUAUUCACCAGGCCUUCACUUUGGCUAUGUUGUAAAUAUGCUGCAUUCCUUGUUUCUCCCCAUUCUAACUAACUUCACCAUAUUCUGUUCUGGUAAUGACAGCCUUACUUUGUGUGUGAGUAAAAAAUUUAUUUAUAUGAUUGAUGAAAAUGUGUGGAACUUGAGUCAUAGACAGUGAAGCAAUAUACAGCCUCCAUAUAAGAAGUUCUUCAUUCCUAUGCAAAGCACUGAACUACAAAUAUUCAUGUGAAUGUGAGUGUGCGUGUGUGUGUGUGUGGUGUGUGUGUGUGUGUGUGUGUGUGUGUGUGUGUGUGUGUGUGUGUGUGUGUGUGUGUGUGUGUGCGUGCGUUUCUGCAUGUGUGCAUGCGUGUGUCUGACUGUGGUUGUGUGAUAGAAACAAUCCCAUUUUUUAUCGAAAUAAACCAACAGCUUUGUACUUAAAUGCACUCACAACAUCCUGUGCAACACUUGCAAUUCUCUGGAACUUAUUUUUAUACUCUAUCUGAGCUCUUUGCCGCAGGAUCGGAGCUCUAUGUGCCAAAGGUAUUUGUGUUGUGUGAUCUCAUGUCAUGCUCAACGAAAGCUUUGAUUCUAUGUCUCUAUCAAGUCAUCCAGAUCUGUGUUUGAUAUGUAAGAGACGUUUAAACGUUUGAUUAAAAUGUGCCUUGGAUUUGGGUUAAUUCUGUUUGUUUUUCUACGUAGAAAGUAAUCCAAAAUGCCUGAUGAGCUCUAAACCUAUCACUACGACGUGCCUUUUGAACUUGAAUGUUGAUCCAAACAGAAUCCAAAUUCUCCAGUGAUACCAGUAAGCACUGAUCUCAGGCCAUUGUGUGUGUUUUGUAUUGAAUGUGAUGAGAUUGCUUUUUAAACAUAAUGACAGCAUUAGCCACAUGCUAAGUACAGAGUUCUGGGUUUUGUGGGGCUAGAGAGAGAAAGUGUUCUGGGUUUGGGCUCUGACUAAUUAUCUCCACCCACCCCCAUACUGUUUUCCAUGCAAUAAAAUAUAUAUGUAAUGAA
Molecule: messenger RNA, 6336 nt
Organism: Gadus macrocephalus (Pacific cod)
Lineage: Eukaryota; Metazoa; Chordata; Actinopteri; Gadiformes; Gadidae
Gene: col4a1
Product: collagen, type IV, alpha 1
Exons: 48
Coding region: 244-4725 (1493 amino acids)
Cellular component (GO): collagen trimer; basement membrane
Molecular function (GO): extracellular matrix structural constituent
Source: RefSeq, a predicted model, not a curated record